Vombatus ursinus (common wombat) is the source of this 1335-nucleotide messenger RNA. RefSeq names its product cation channel sperm associated 4 (gene CATSPER4). The transcript is spliced from 11 exons. Gene Ontology annotation, cellular component: membrane; sperm principal piece; CatSper complex. Gene Ontology annotation, molecular function: calcium-activated cation channel activity; voltage-gated calcium channel activity. Gene Ontology annotation, biological process: transmembrane transport; flagellated sperm motility; sodium ion transport. The record is from RefSeq and is a predicted model, not a curated record. The coding region runs from base 1 to 1335 and encodes 444 amino acids. NCBI's taxonomy places the organism in Eukaryota, Metazoa, Chordata, Mammalia, Diprotodontia, Vombatidae.
AUGAGCGAGAAAGCCGAAUGGACACAUUGGGACACAAAGAGCCAAGGAAGACAAUUGAACUUCCUUAGGACUGGAUUUCGAGAAUCCUAUGGAAGGCCAGAAGAAAAAGUGCUCAUCAACCGUCAUGAGGUCACAAUUAGCACAGUAAGGCCUUGGGCUAAAGAUGCCUGGGACAUGCAGGAGUUCUUCACUUACAUGUACAUCAGGCAGCUCCUUCGACAUCCGGCCUUCCAGCUGCUACUGGCUUUGCUUCUGGCAGCCAAUGCCAUUACCAUCGCUGUGCGCACUAAUGUUUACCUUGGCCAGAAACACUAUGAGUUAUUCUCUGCCAUAGAUGACAUCGUGCUUACAAUUCUCAUGUGUGAAGUUCUGCUUGGCUGGUUUAACGGCUUCUGGAUCUUCUGGAAGGAUGGAUGGAACAUACUCAACUUUGUGAUUGUCUUUAUGCUGGUGCUGAGCCUUUUCUUCGAAACGCUCCAAACCAUUUCCAUCAUUUACACCCUGAGGGUAUUGAGACUGGUGCAAGUAUGCAUGGCCGUGGAACCCCUGGCCCGGAUUCUGCGUGUCAUUAUGCAGUCCGUGCCUGACAUGGCCAACAUCAUGGCGCUGAUCCUCUUCUUCAUGCUGGUUUUCUCUGUUUUUGGAGUCACCCUCUUUGGCUCCAUGGUCCCUCAACAUUUCCAGAACAUGAAAGUGGCCCUUUAUACUCUCUUCAUCUGUAUCACCCAGGAUGGGUGGGUGGACAUCUACAAGGACUUUCAGAAGGAAAAAAGGGAUAUCGGGAUAGAGAUCGGGGGUGCUGUUUACUUUGCCAUCUUCAUCACCAUUGGUGCCUUCAUUGGCAUUAACCUGUUGGUGGUUGUCGUGACCACGAACCUGGAAGAGAUGAUGAAGGAGCGGGAGCGGGAGCAGCAGCAGGAGGUGACGACUUUCACCAGCCUGGAGAUGAGCCAAGAUGACUACACAAGCGACGAGAAACCAGAGCUUCAGCUAGUGCAUUGUAGGGAAUGCAUCGCAGACUGGGGCGGGUCGUCCAAGCAGGAGCCGCUGUCUGGAGGGCCGUUGAAGAACCUGUCUGAGAACACCUGCGACAACUUCUGCCUGGUGCUCAUAGGCAUCCAAGAGAACCUGCAGGCCUACAAGGAGAUCCGGGAGGAGAUCAACAGGAUUGUGGAAGAGGUUCGCUCCAUCCGCUUCAACCAGGAGCAAGAAGAAGAGAUGCUACAACGAAAGUGGCAUCGGAACCUUUCUGAAGCGAGUGAAACCUCGGUGCACAGCCAAGACAUCCUGUCCAGGCUCAUGAGCAAGGAAAGGACUCUGGAUACCAGAAGAUGA